Fopius arisanus is the source of this 857-nucleotide messenger RNA. RefSeq lists its product as uncharacterized. The record is from RefSeq and is a predicted model, not a curated record. Lineage: Eukaryota; Metazoa; Arthropoda; Insecta; Hymenoptera; Braconidae. Bases 299 to 799 code for a protein of 166 amino acids. The transcript has 5 exons.
UCGCAGCGCGUAGCAACCGACGGUUGCUUUAACGACACCAGAACAAAUUCCUAUCAAUGAGCUUUCGAUUUUAUUGAUUAAUAUUAAAUAGUGGGUGAUUGUUGCUAUUGUUGUUGUUGUUGGGAUUUUAUCCGCGUGUUUCUGAUUGAAUCCGUUCUUCGCGAUUAAUUUUAAUGAACACCUGGAUUAAAUUGAGAGCACGCGUACAAAGAAUUGGUGGCAGUGGAGAUUCAGCUGGCCAGCAGUGGAGAUGCUGGUGAAGAAGUGAGCUGAGGACGAUGAAAACGCGGUGGUUAGCAUGAUUAAAAAUCGAAGCUGGGGAAUUGUCCUGUUUCUUCUGAUUUUUCAAGUGCUCGAGGCUGUCACUGUUGUUGAUCACUCAUCCGACGACGAUUACGUACUUGAACACGAAGUAUCCUACGAUGAGGCACUCGAGAAGGCGAGGGAACUCACCUUGUCAAAAGGCCCCAUUCCUGGGUGCAGAUCCUGCACACACGACGAGAUGACGUACUGCAAGGACGGAAGUGUCAUCAGCGAUCAUUGUUGCUGUGACGGUGGUUACCACAAGGCAUUCCCUUUUGUCCAGCACACAUGUAGAGUUGGUAAAAAGGUGUGUACAGUGUUAGCUGGGGAUUGUGCUGAGUACGAGAGACUCAGGGAGUGCUGUUGCCAUUCAUACCUCGGCUCGGAUUGGAAAUAUCGAGCUGGUGGAGCUGAAGCCAUAAAACCUCCAGUCCUCAUGACAGGUGGACUACUGUUGCUCCUUGGAUACCUCUGGAGGUUCCUCAAAGCCCUAUAGAGUUAUACUAUUUUAUACUGCCUGCUUAUAAUCGAAUAAAUUAUUUUUACAUCGCCAC